Molecule: messenger RNA, 2013 nt
Organism: Lodderomyces margitis
Lineage: Eukaryota; Fungi; Ascomycota; Pichiomycetes; Serinales; Debaryomycetaceae
Product: pre-rRNA-processing protein ESF1
Exons: 1
Coding region: 1-2013 (670 amino acids)
Biological process (GO): rRNA processing
Cellular component (GO): nucleus
Molecular function (GO): RNA binding
Source: RefSeq, a predicted model, not a curated record
AUGGCGAAAUCAAAUAAAAGUCAGAACCAGGGUGGCAAGAGACAGAAUCUAAAAGAAAUUAAACCUGUCACCGACGACUCCAGGUUUAAAUCAGUUCAUAAUGAUCCCAGGUUCAAGUUUCCAAAUUUUAAAAAUUUAAAGGUCAAGGUGGAUGACCGGUUUAACAAGAAAGAAUUGAAAAAGCUAAGUGGAAGUAAGGUCAAGAUUGAUAGAUAUGGGAGAAAACUUGAAGAAAAAGACCAACAACUUAACAAGUACUACGAACAUGAUGACGAGAGCUCAAGUGAAGAAAGUGAGGAUGACGAAGAUGACGAAGAUGACGAAGGUGACGAGGGGGAGGAGGAGGAUGUGGAAGCAUUAAGUCGCAAGAUCAGAGGGGAAGAAGAGGAAUUGGAUAGGGCUAGAGGAGAAGGUCUUCUGAGCUCCUCAUCCGACCUGUCCUCCGAAGACUCGUCUUCAGACAGUGAACUGGAGUUAGAUGAAGCCGACAGCGAAUCCGAGCUUGAACUAGAGGAAACAGCCCCUGCCGAAUCCGAACCCACUACCUCAUUUGCUGUCGUUAAUAUGGACUGGGAAAACUUAAGGGCUGAGGACUUGAUGGCAACCUUUUUGUCAUUUGUACCCAAAGAUGGAAGUAUAAAGUCAGUGACGAUAUAUCCCUCAGAGUUUGGAAAAGAAAGAAUGCAGCGAGAAGAGGUUGAAGGGCCACCAAGGGAAUUAUUCAAAACAAAGAAGAAAAAGAAUGAAGAAUCAGACUCGGAGUCCGAUUUGGAUUCUGAUGUUGAUAUCCAAGAUGCAAAAGAGUUGGAAAAAGUUACACGUAAGUUGUACGAGCAGGAUGAUGGAAAGGAGGAUUAUGACAGCAAAGCUUUACGUCGAUAUCAACUACAGCGAUUAAGAUAUUACUAUGCUAUAGUCAAGUGUGAUUCAGUUCAAACAGCUAGAAAUAUUUAUGAAAAUGUUGAUGGCACGGAGUAUGAGUCCACGGCUAAUGUUUUCGAUUUGAGAUAUGUACCAGAGGAUAUGGAGUUUGACGAGAAUGAUGUCAAAGAUGAAUGUUUCAAAGUAUCACCAAACUACAAACCGGAAUCGAGGUUUGUGACAGACGCGUUGCAACACUCAAAGGUGAAAUUGACCUGGGAUGAGACUCCUAAAGAGCGUCUCACUUUGUCUUCAAGACCACUUUCCCAAAAGGAAAUAGAAGCCAAUGACUUUAAGGCGUAUUUAGCAAGUGAUUCUGAGGAUGACACUUUGGAAAACAAUGGUGAUGGGGCCGAUUUGAAAUCAAAGUAUCAAAGAUUGUUAGGAAAGACGUUCAAUAAAGGUACCGAAUCAGGAGAUGAAAGUGAUGACGUCGAUAUGGAGAUAACAUUUGACCCUGGUUUGAAGGACUCAUCUGAAAAAGAAUCAAGGGAGGAGAAUUCAGAAGAGACCACCAUCGAGGCUUAUAAGAGGAAGGAGAAGGAGAGACGUCAAAAGAGACUUAAUAAAUUUAAGGAAAGCAAAGCCAACGCUGAAGAAGAACAGCAAGAAGAGGGUGGUGCCAAGUCCGCCUCUAAGAAGAAGAGCAAGUCGCAUCCUGGGAAAGAGAAUACCAAUAUUUCUGAAAAAGAGAAAGCUGAGUUGGAAUUGGUACUUAUGGAUAAUGACCAGAAGAGCGACCAUUUCAACAUGAGAGAUGUCCUCAAGAAUGAAAAAUCAAAGAAAAACAAAAAGUCAAAGAAGAGAAAUAUUGACCAAGAAAUGACUCAAGACAAUUUUGAAGUUAAUUUGAAUGAUCCAAGAUUCGACGAAAUAUUUGAAAGCCAUGACUACGCCAUAGAUCCUACCAGCAGUGAAUUUAAGAAGACCGAGACUAUGAAGAAGAUUUUGAAAGAAAGAUCAAACAGAAACAAGGGUGAUGGCAAUAAAGAGAAAAACGGCAAUGGAAACAAGAAACGGAAAUUGAAGGAUGGUUCUGAUUAUGAAAGCGCAAAGUCGAUUGCGAAAAAAUUGAAAAAUAAAGUCAAGUAG